This is a messenger RNA of Zophobas morio, 985 nucleotides long. RefSeq names its product pro-resilin-like. The transcript is spliced from 3 exons. NCBI's taxonomy places the organism in Eukaryota, Metazoa, Arthropoda, Insecta, Coleoptera, Tenebrionidae. The coding region runs from base 186 to 815 and encodes 209 amino acids. Gene Ontology annotation, cellular component: extracellular matrix. The record is from RefSeq and is a predicted model, not a curated record.
AAUAAGCGGGGAUUCGAAAAAUGCUUGUGGGAGUUAAGUGGAGUAAAAGUCUUACUCCACAUAACCACAGACAAUGGGUUACUAAACAUCACGGACCAUAUAUAAACCAAAUUAAUAUUGCGUCUCCCAGUAUUGUGGUACUGCUGGUGGGUUAAUUACGGUGCGUGCUAGUGACUUGUGGAAUUAUGGCUGUUAAGAUUUUCUGGAUGGUGGUGGCGGUCCUGGGGGCGGCGAGGUGCGAACCCCCGAGCUCGAACUACGGGACGCCGCUGAGUGCGCCGCUUAGUAGUUAUGGGACGCCGAAUUAUGACCUGAAUAAUGGAAAUGGGAAUUAUGAUUUCGGGGGACACGGGGACCAGGGUGGACAUGGAGAUCACGGGGAUCAGGGUGAGCCUAAAUCCUACGAAUUUGGCUACCAAGUCAAAGACGACUACACCGGAAACAACUACAACAGAAAGGAGUCGAGCGACGGGAACCAGGUCCGAGGCGAGUACCGCGUGCAAUUACCCGACGGUCGUACCCAAAUAGUCACUUAUUACGCCGACUGGCAAACCGGAUUCCACGCCGACGUGAGAUACGAAGGUACCGCCCAGUACCCAGAGCAGUACAACACUUACAACGGCGGAAAUAAUGGGCAGUACGGGGCACCCAAUUACUCCAAUAACAAUGGGUAUGGUACGAGUUCCGUGUCCAUCAAGGAUUACUCGAGUGGGUCCGGGAACGGGUACAACUCGGGCUCCGGGAGCGGGUACGACUCGUACGCCGGGAAUUUCGGAAACAAAGGAAGACCUGGAUAUGAAUACGGAGCUCCUUAGGCACGAACUAGGCUUGUGUUAAGAUUACCAGAUACAAAUUAGCGUAAUUUUGUACUAUUUAUUGUAGACAGUAUUUAAGUUUGUACAUAUCUGUUAGUACUAGAAUGCCAGUAUCGAUUUUUGUACCUACGCAAAGCAUUUAUUUAAAUACAUUUUGUAGAAAAUUGCAA